GAUUAUUUAUUGUAGGACGGGUUCUUGCCGGAGUGUGGAAAUUCGACGUUUUUAUUUUUCAUGUCUUUUGAUAAUUGUUUUUGAGUUAAAAAUAUGAUGGAGGGUUCAUUAAGUAAGUGGACUAAUGUGAUGAAAGGAUGGCAGUACCGCUGGUUCGUGCUAGACGAGAGUGCUGGCCUGCUGUCUUACUAUACGUCUAAAGAAAAGAUGACACGGGGCGUGCGUCGCGGCUGUGUCAGACUUCGCGCGGCGGUGAUCGGCAUCGAUGAUGAAGACGACUCCACCUUCACCAUCACUGUCGACCACAAGACCUUCCACUUUCAGGCACGAGACGGUUCAGAAAGAGAGAGAUGGGUGCGAGCGUUAGAAGACACAAUAUCGAGGCACGGUAGAAGGGAACGUUGGUCCCGCAGUAUGCCAGCGCCGAGACACCGCCACGGCGACCUGGAGAGGCGGAUAUCUGAGGCGGACGCUUACUUGCAGAUCAUGAUCGAACUGGUCAAUAAAAUGAGCACGCGCGUAUCCGAGUUGGCGGAUCCUCACGAGAAGAGUAAAGGGCAGGUCAUUCUAGACCAUUCCAAUGCAAUGUUGGAUAAUAUAAAACAUUCCAUAGUGCUUCUUCAAAUAGCUAAGAAUACAGUAAAUCCAAUUAACGGUAUAUAUCAAGGACCGACAAAUACACAGGCACAUAUCAAGCAAGAUGCGGAACUAUCGCCACGCGUGGAACUUGGAGCUGAAUGCAGUGAAUUAACAACUUCUACACGAAGUAUGCCGUUAGAAGACAUAGCGGCUACAAGACCCAUGUCACUCUUCGUGCCGGACACUUCGUACUCGUCUUCGGAAGGCGAGGAUGACUUCUACGACGCUGAUGAUGAACCUGUCGGCACCACGCCGCCGGGGCCAAGCGCAAGCCGCACUGUCCCGGCGGAAGGCUCGAUCGAGCAAGACUCGACGCAGCCCGCCGUCGACCUCCCGCGCACUAGAGACGGAGAGAUAGACUAUGACGCCCUCUACGAGGACGAAUCGGACAAUGACCUCGGCUCUAUGGAGAACCACGGGUCGGUGGUCACACAUCUAUUGUCGCAGGUCAAGAUUGGCAUGGACCUCACCAAGGUCGUGUUACCAACGUUCAUCUUAGAAAGGCGAUCGCUUUUAGAAAUGUAUGCGGACUCGUUCGCACAUCCGGACCAGUUUGUUAAGAUAGUGGACCAGCCGACGCCCCGAGACCGCAUGGUCCAAGUGGUCAGGUGGUACCUGAGCUCGUACCACGCGGGCCGCAAGUCCCAGGUCGCCAAGAAACCCUACAACCCCAUAUUGGGGGAGAUCUUCAGGUGUCAUUGGGACCUGGACGGUGCUGAAACUACCAAUGCUAACACAGAAAAGCAAGAAGUAGGCGACGGUCCAGUCCCCUGGUGCAGUCCAGAGCAACUGUCAUUUGUAGCUGAACAAGUGUCCCACCACCCGCCCAUAUCAGCUUUCUACGCGGAACACGUCAACAAGAGGAUACAGUUCGAAGCCUGGGUGUGGACUAAGAGCAAGUUCUUAGGACUGUCCAUUGGAGUCCACAAUAUUGGCAGGGGAACUGUGACGCUUUUGGACACAGGGGAGGAGUAUACGUUGACUUUUCCCAAUGGUUAUGGCAGAUCAAUAUUAACAGUCCCCUGGAUCGAACUGGGCGGUUCUGUCGUCAUCGAAUGCCCGCAGACUGGCCACAGAGCGAACAUUGAGUUUCUAACGAAACCUUUCUACGGCGGGAAGAAACACAGAGUCACUUGCGAAAUAUACGCGGGGAAUGACAAGAAGGCGUAUUAUACUGCGCAGGGGGAGUGGAACAGUAGGAUGGAUGGACGGUGGACUGAUUCCGGGCGCUCGGAAGUGCUGUUCGAAGUGUCGUCCAUGAAGCCGCGGCGCAAGCGCGUGGCGCCCGUGUCGCGGCAGGCGGCGGGCGAGUCGCGGCGCGUGUGGCGCCACGUCACGUGCGCGCUGCGCGCCGCCGACACCGACGCCGCCACCGCCGCCAAGCGCGCCGUCGAGCAGGCGCAGCGGGAUGCCGUGAAGGCGAGGGAGGCUGGAGCUGAGAAGUGGGUCACGCAGCUAUUCAGUCCCAAAGGCGAGGACGGUUGGGAAUAUAAUUCUCCGCUGAAGAAACGUCUCGACAAACAGACGCCCCAACACAAGACCGCUGACAACUCGGACGCGAGAUAAUGUGAUAAGUGACUGUACAUUUGGACUCUCAGUAUACAUAGAAGUGACAGCUAUAUUUUGGUUUCCAUAGUUGAGAACCUGAUUCUGUGAUCAAGAGGUUUGGUGUAUAUAUAUA
Amyelois transitella is the source of this 2320-nucleotide messenger RNA. RefSeq names its product oxysterol-binding protein-related protein 9. The coding region runs from base 94 to 2205 and encodes 703 amino acids. The record is from RefSeq and is a predicted model, not a curated record. Lineage: Eukaryota; Metazoa; Arthropoda; Insecta; Lepidoptera; Pyralidae. The transcript has 16 exons. Gene Ontology annotation, molecular function: sterol binding. Gene Ontology annotation, cellular component: cytosol; intracellular membrane-bounded organelle; membrane.